Messenger RNA from Triticum turgidum subsp. durum (durum wheat), 1896 nucleotides. NCBI's taxonomy places the organism in Eukaryota, Viridiplantae, Streptophyta, Magnoliopsida, Poales, Poaceae. The record is from the annotation of a GenBank genome assembly.
AUGAGCUCUUCUUCUCCUCGCCCGCCGACGUCGCGGGCCGCGUCGCCGUACGGGUGCUGCUGCCACCGCCCGCUCCUCGCGUCCACCUCCGCGCCGACCAGGAGCAGAGGCGCUCGCCUCGCGCUCACGCUCAGCUCCUCGUCCCUCCCGCUUCCGGCCGGCCCUCGCAGCAGGUCGAGGAGCCGGAGGGUGGCAUGCCGUGCGGCCGACGAGCCUGGGCCAGCCGCCAGCAAUGGCGACGAGGCUGUGGAUGAUGCUCCAUCGCCUCCAGCCGACAGUGUUGUCCAAGCAGAUGCAGCUGCAGAGACAGAUAAUACGAAAGAUGAAUCCCCGAAUGCAGAGCCGCUAAACUCCGCUCUCACAUCGCUUCAGAACAUCGACCGGUAUGCUAAAGCAGCCGCUGACAGCGCCGCGCAGACGAAAGAUGAAUCCCCCAAUGCAGAGCCAGUAAGCGCCGCUGUCAAAUCACUUCAGAACAUCGACCGGUAUGUCAAUGCAGCCGCUGACAGCGCUGCGCAGACGAAAGAUGAAUCCCCGAAUGCAGAGCCGGUAAGCGCUAGCGACACGGUUCAGAGCAUCGACGGAGAUGCUACUGCAGCCGCUGACAGCGCUGCGCAGGAGCAGCUGCUGGAGGUUGAUGUUAAUGUUGCUAGUGGCUCUCCUUUGCCUGGAAUGAAGCAACAACUUGAAGAAGCUGUGAGUAUCCCCAAGGCUACAGUAGACAUUCUAAAGGAUCAAGUUUUCAGUUUUGACACGUUCUUCGUGACCAGCCACGAGCCUUACGAGGGUGGAAUACUAUUUAAAGGGAACUUGCGUGGUGUGCCAGCCAAAAGUUUUGAAAAGAUCACAACUCGACUAGAGAACAAAUUUGGCGAUGAAUUUAAGGUUUUUCUUCUCAUCAAUCCAGAGGAUGAGAAGCCAGUUGCAGUAGUUGUACCUAAGCAGACAGUGGAGCCUGCCACUGGAUGUAAUAAUUCUUUCCUCAUAGUCGACGCUAAAGGAAUUGGUCAAAUAUCUUUCUUAUCUGUCCCAGAGUGGGCUGCUGCUGGUGCGUUCGGAGUAGUUACCAUCUUCACUCUGUUGCUUCGGAACGUACCUGUCCUUCAGGACAACUUGCUAUCAACAUUUGAUAACCUUGAGCUAUUGAAAGAUGGACUUCCCGGUGCCCUGGUAACGGGACUCAUAGUAGGGGUUCAUGAAAUUGGACACAUCCUCGCUGCUAAGGAUGCUGGGGUCAAGCUUUCAGUACCAUAUUUUGUUCCUAGCUGGCAGAUAGGAUCUUUUGGUGGCAUCACCAGAAUAGUCAAUAUUGUACGCAAUCGCGGGGACCUGCUCAAGGUAGCAGCUGCUGGACCGGUUGCGGGGUUUUCGCUCGGAUUUGGUCUUCUUCUGCUGGGCUUCACGUUACCUCCAAGUGACGGUCUUGGUAUCAUCGUAGAUCCCGCCGUAUUUCAUCAAUCAUUUCUUCUUGGUGGUCUUGCAAAGCUUAUUCUUGGAGAUGUUCUAAAAGAAGGAACACAGCUAUCAAUCAACCCACUGGUUUUGUGGGCUUGGGCUGGUCUCCUGAUCAACGCCAUUAACAGCAUCCCUGCAGGAGAGCUCGACGGCGGCCGCAUAGCGCUCGCCAUGUGGGGAAGAAAGGUAUCAUCCCGGCUCGGCAGCGUCACCAUUGCAUUGCUCGGGCUCUCGUCGCUCUUCAGCGACGUGGCGUUCUACUGGGCGGUGCUCAUCUUCUUCCUGCAGAGGGGUCCGAUAGCUCCCCUCUCCGAGGAGAUAACGGAGCCCGAGAACAUCUACAUCGGCCUCGGCGUCGCCAUUUUGUUCCUGGGGCUGCUGGUCUGCCUGCCCUACCCAUUCCUCUUCGACCCUUCGCAAGUUACUGAUUUCGACUUUUGA